Benincasa hispida (wax gourd) is the source of this 5022-nucleotide messenger RNA. It is a transcript of the gene SR1, whose product is annotated as signal responsive 1. Gene Ontology annotation, cellular component: nucleus. The record is from RefSeq and is a predicted model, not a curated record. Gene Ontology annotation, molecular function: transcription coregulator activity; double-stranded DNA binding; protein binding. Gene Ontology annotation, biological process: regulation of transcription by RNA polymerase II. Lineage: Eukaryota; Viridiplantae; Streptophyta; Magnoliopsida; Cucurbitales; Cucurbitaceae.
AGAAGAAAAGAUUAAAGAGAGAAGUAUGAAGAUAAACGAAGAAUUUAUUGUUGAAGACAUCCAAAUGGUUUAUAUUUUGGUAGACUUUGUGGGGACUCAAAUGUGAAGAUGAUGAUUAAAUGAUUCUAAUCUAUGGUUUGGUCCGUUAUUUAUUUAUUUUUCUUUUAGUUUUGGAUUCGAGUAGUGAGCUUUUUAAAUAGGUUGUCUAAUUUUAGAUUGGGAAAGAUUAUAUGAGUUACUUGUCUUUUUUCUUAAAAAAAAAAGUACGCAUAGAAAUAGAUACGUCAAAUCGCGUGUUAGAUAUGUAUCUGGAAAGUAUCUGAAAAUAUAGAUACGUCAAAUUGCGUGUCAAAUACGUAUUUGUAAAGUAUCUGGAAGUAUCGGUAUCCAAUACGUGUCUGAUACUGAUUCUUUGCCUCGCAUGAAGUAUCUGUGCUUCAUAGCCCAUUGUCUAUUUAUUUGAUUUGUUCCCUUGUAUUUUGUGUAUCAGAACAAUAAUAAAAAUAAGUCUCUAUCGUGGUUUUUUCUCCCUAUUAUAGGGUUUUCCACGUAAACUGUAUGUUCUUUUUCUAUUCUCUUUUUCAUCACACACACACAUACACACACUAUAUAAGGAUGGUAGAGAAUGGGAAUUUAAGAUUACAAAAAUAAAUCCCUUUUGGCUAAAAGGCUCUAGUGUUUCUCCCUUGAGGUUAAAUCCUUGUGGCAUAGAAUUAUUGCAAGCAAGCAUGGCCCUAUCCUCUCUGAUGGCUGUCAAAAUGGGUUAAAGACGCACCAAAAUCUCGGGAAAGAUAUUUCUUUUGAGCUAUCUUCCUUCUCCCAUUGUGUUCGUUGUGUUGUAAGGGAAGGUACAAAAACAUAUUUUUGGGAAGAUCAACGGGUGGGGGAUAAACCUCUUUGUUCUGCGUUUCCUUGUUUAUACCAUCUCUUAAAAAUCGUAGUUUGAUUCUUUUACUUGGUCGGGGAGUGAUGUAUCUUUCUUCUUUGGCUUUCAUCAUUAUUUGUCUGACAGGAAAAUGGAAGAGAUGGCCUCUCUUUUGCCUUUGCUUGAGGAGGUUAUUUUUAGGCGUGGGAGAGAAAGGAUGUUCAUGUUUGGAGUCCAGAUCCUUUAGAGGGCUUCUCUUGUAAGUCCUUUUGGUUGUUGGAUCCUUCUGCCAGUGAGUCGGUCUUUAAAUGUGUCAUGGAGGAUUAAGAUUUCAAAGAAAGUUAAGUUCUUCAAUUAGCAAGUUUUAUUUGGUUGAGUGAACACUUUGGAUAGGCUUUCGAAGAUGCCCUUGUUAAGGGGCACCUUUUUGUUGUAUUCUCUAUCGAAAGGUAGAGGAAGACCUAGAUCACAUUCUCUAGAGCUAUUUGUUUGCAAGGUAUGUGUGGAACUACUUCUUUCAGGAGUUUGAUUUUGUGAUAGCUUGGCAGAGGGAUAUUAGAGCGCGAUUGGGUAGUUCCUCCAUCUGCCUUUCAAAGAUAAAGGGUGUGACUCAUGGUUUGCCAGGUGUGUGCUUUGUGGUGGGACCUUUGGGAGGAGAGGAACAACAGAAUGUAUAGAGGUGUGGAGAGGGACCAUAGUGAUGUUUGAUCCUUGGUGAGGUUUCAUGUUUCUAUGUGGGUUUUGAUUUCGAUGACUUUUUGUGAUUAUACUCUAGGUAACAUUUUACUUAGUUGGAACCCUUUUCUUGAGUGGGCUCUUUUGUGAGCUUGAUUUUUUUAUAUCGUUAUAUUCCUUUAUUCUUUAUCAAUGAAAGUAGUUGUUUCUAUAUAAACUCCAAUAUGCAUACAAUAUAAAGGAUAAUUACAAAUGAAUCUGAAGAGAAAUCAAACAGAGACAUUCUGAAGUAAAUCACACUCAAAAGCUCAUCUAAGACUCCUCUAACCCCUUGAAAAUUAUCUUAUUUUGCUCUCAAUUGUUCCAAAUAAUAGUGAAGAAAAUUGCCUGCCAAAGAAGCUGACCACUUUUAUGAAGGAGAAGAUUGACAAGCAGUUCACCUUGGCAUAUUUUGUUUUUCUUCUAUAAGUUCUUACAGCCGAAUGGAAAUGUUACUCUCUACUAUCAUCGUAGAUUUAAAAGAAUGGCUCCUUUCCCACCUUAUACUUUUCCUCAUCCUUCCGAUGGUCGUCUCAAUUAUAGAUAUAGCAGUAGAGAAAAUUUCAAGCGUAAUAGGGGGACUGAUGAAGCUGCUCUCUUCUCUCGAGAAUUUGAAGAUACCACGAGCCAUUCAGAAAUGGACGUUUCUAACUCCUGUAGUUUUCAUCCAUCUAAUUACAAAAUACUUUCACAAACUGCUGAAAUUAGCCUGAACAGUGCCCAGGUAUCAGAAUAUGAAGAUGCUGAAUCAGAAUAUGGUUACCGAGAAAGUACUGUUUUCCAUUCUUCUCCUGCAUUACAACAGUCGAAAAUGGAGAGUAAUAGUGCUGAUCUCUGUGAUCCAAAAUAUCCUAUAUCAUUAGCAGAUAUUUAUCAAGAAAACUUUACGGCCUUUGGUGGGAAUGGCUUUCCGACUACAUCAGAUAGAAGUAAAUACAGCAAUAGUGCUGGAUUAGUUUACGAGCCCCACAAAAAAAUUUUCUUCUCUUCUGAGAAUGUCUUGGAAAGUAGUGCUACUGGAAUAUAUUCAUCCCAUCUGCGGCCAUCAUUUUCUACAUCUCAACCUCAACUUUUAGACGAUGUUCCAAAACAAGGUGAUGAGAUAGUGGGGCUGCUCUUCUCUGAUAAAUGUAAAAGGACAGUGUUUAAUAAUCACCUACAUGCGCAGGAAGAUUAUCAGAAUUUUCAAUCAUAUCAUCAGACCACCCAAAUGGAUCCAGAGACGCAAAAUGAUCAGUCAAUGCAAGAAUACCUCCAAAAGGUGCUCGCAAAUACAAAGCACAAAUAUCACCCGAACUCAAUCUCUGAUGGAAGGGUAAUAUUGGAGGGGAAAUCCAACUUCGCAAAAAAACAGCCUUCAUUAGAUGCUAUUACAACUGAAUCUCUGAGGAACAGUGAUAAUUUUAAUCAAUUGAUGAAUAGAGAACUAGGAGAUAUGGAGGCAAGCAUGCAGUCCAAUUCUGGAACAUACUGGAAUAGUGUUAAAAGUGAAGUUGGUACUUCCAGCAUCUCUUCUCAUACACAUCUGGAUGCAUGCAUGUUCAAUCCCUCCUCUCAUGAACAGCUCUUUCACAUUAUUGAUUUUUCGCCAAGCUGGGCAUAUGAAGGUUCUGAAAUCAAGGUUUUGAUAUCAGGGAAAUUCUUGAAGAGUCAACAUGAAGUGAAAAAUCUCAAGUGGUCUUGCAUGUUUGGCGAGGUGGAAGUACCAGCUGAAGUUAUAUCAAAUGGUGUAUUGCGAUGUUUUACUCCCAUACACAAGGCUGGGAAGGUUCCCUUUUAUGUUACACGUUCCAAUAGAUUAGCUUGUAGCGAUGUACGAGACUUUGAAUACCGAGUUAAGUGCAUACAAGACGUGGAUGUUAUGUACGAUCAUAGCAUCACAAAUGAAGCACUUGCUUUGCGUUUUGUAAAAUUAAUAUCUCUGAGCUGUUCAGACAUUUUGAUUGCUGAUCCCAACAGCCUUAGUGACUACAAUAAAAUCAGCGAAUUGCUAAAAGUUGACAAUAGUGAGUGGGAUCAGUUGAUAAAGCCCGAUGAGAGUGUUUCCCUCGAAAGCGCAAGAGAGUUGCUGCUUCAAAGGUUACUUAAAGAGAAGUUACACGUAUGGCUAUUGCAGAGAGUAAGGGAAGGUGGGAGAGGCCCUAGCGUACUGGAUGAGCAUGGUCAAGGUGUGAUACAUUUUGCUGCUGCACUUAACUAUGAUUGGGCCCUUCUACCAGCAGUAGUUGCUGGCAUAAAUGUCAAUUUUCGUGAUGCAAAUGGAUGGACAGCACUACAUUGGGCUGCACUCUUUGGCAGAGAGCGUGCAGUAGCUGCCCUCAUCUCUCUGGGUGCAGUUCCUGGAGCACCUGCGGAUCCAAGCCCCCAGUAUCCAUCUGGCAGAACUCCUUCUGAUUUAGCAUCCUCAAAUGGGCACAAAGGCAUUGCUGGUUAUCUUGCAGAGGCGGCCCUAAGCGCGCACUUGGAAUCUCUGAAUUUUGAUAAUCAAGAAAGUAAGGCUGCAGACACUUGUAAAGAAAAAGCAGUACAAACAGCUGCCGAGCGUGUCCCCACUCCGCAUGAGGGCAAUGAUAUGUAUACAUUGUCCCUCAAGGAUUCAUUAGCAGCCGUAUCUAAUGCUACCCAAGCUGCUGCUCGUAUUCAUGAGGUUAUGAGGGUGCAGUCCUUCCAAAGAAAGCAAUUGGAGGUGAACGAUAAAUUUGACGUUUCAAAUGAUCAGGCUCUUUCACUUUUACCAGUUAAGAGACGUAAUCCAGGACCACAUGAUGAGCAUGCUGCUGCCAUUCGCAUACAAAACAAGUUCCGUAGUUGGAAGGGCAGGAAAGAUUUUCUCAUAAUCCGACAGAGAAUUGUUAAAAUUCAGGCCCAUGCAAGAGGCCAUCAGGUCCGAAUGAACUACCGGAAAAUCGUGUGGUCAGUGGGAAUUCUGGAGAAGAUUAUUUUGCGUUGGAGAAGAAAAGGAAGUGGUUUACGAGGAUUUAGGCCAGAAACAAUAGCUGAGGACAGCAGCAGCAGACAAAAUACAUCGUUGACAGAGGAUGAUGACGACUUUUUGAAACGAGGCAGAAAGCAAACAGAAGAAAGGUUGCAGAAGGCUCUUGCUAGAGUUAAGUCUAUGGUGCAAUAUCCUGAGGCAAGGGAUCAAUACCGCAGGCUUUUAAAUGUUGUCAUGGAGAUGCAAGAAAUAAAGGGGAAAGAUGGUGUUCUAGACAAUUUAGAUGAAACAGCUGAUUUUGAUGACUUAAUCGACAUUGAAGCCUUGUUGGAUGAAGAUGCUUUCAUUCCUGCUGCAUCGCUGUAACCUAAGUUCUAAUUAUUAUGAUUAUAGUGUGAUUAAAUAAUGUCUCUCUUUCCCUCGAACAGUAUCCUCUCUGUCCAUAGAAAAUUAUUCAAUGUUUAUAAUAUUGAGAACUCAAACAUAAUUUAGAUACUUGAUCUCAAAA